Symbiodinium necroappetens is the source of this 2103-nucleotide messenger RNA. The record is from the annotation of a GenBank genome assembly. NCBI's taxonomy places the organism in Eukaryota, Dinophyceae, Suessiales, Symbiodiniaceae.
AUGGUUCUAUCACCGACGGCAGCGUCAGCGGAAUUCAUCCUUCACACAGCAGGUGCUGGCCAGUGUCCCUCGAACACAAGUACUCCCACACGAUCGGAGUGCCGAAAUGAAGUCGCAAGCGCUCUUGCAGCUCUGGGUUACGAUUACGUGGGUAUGUUUCCCCCGAGCCCCUCGCAGCCCGGGGGUUGCAUGGUAAACCUGAGGACUCGUCAGCUUUACUACAGAAAGAACUUGUGGGGCUCGGGGGGUGGUGGAGAAGGCGACACUGACGUGAGUGUCAUCUGCACCUCGGGCUCCUCGGGGUCCUUGCAAGACAGCCUGCUUUUCAUGAUCGGGGGAAGCGUGGUCGGAUUCUUCGUCCUUGUCUUCUGCUGCAUCGCUGGCGCGAAGACGGAGCCGGAAUAUGCAGGUGGACCGCCGGCUGUGGCCAUCGGUAAAGCGAUGCUGCGCACAGACAGUCAGGAGCUGGUGGAGCCGCUGGAGGAGAUGGCGAUGAAGAGCCUUCCAAAGUACUGGACCGGAUGCCGGGAGAGCCAGGAUAACUUGGGCUUCGACAACCUUGUGUAUGUGCAGCACGAGCAUAUGGAAGUGUUCCAGGAGCUCGUCAACUACACCUACCGGCAGAUACCGACACAAGAUCGUCUAUGCCCAACGGGCGAGCACGGCAAGACCAGGGGUGGAUGCCCUUGUGUGCAGCCUGGUGGAGAGCCUGGCCUACCUACAGGCUACCAGAUCAAGCGUGUCAUCCGUGUGGAAAACUCUGCGAUGUUCACUCGCUACGUCGAUAGAUGCGACCAGAUCAAAAGGUCGCGCUCGUCUUGUGAACCUCCGAACCCCGAGAUUUUCACACGUGCUGCCAUGAAAGCCUCCAGUGGAUUGACCGACGUCUUGUGUGAUGUGGAUGACAGCAUCAACGAGGUGUACCUUUGGCACGGAACGCAAGUUCGAACCGGCCUGGCGAUUGCUCAAACUGAUUUCAGCCUCAAUUUUGCCGGUUCGGGCGCGGGCACGAUGUACGGGAAGGGCUUGUACUUCUCGGAGAGCUGCACCAAAGCCGACGAGUACACCUUGACUGAGCCUCAUGGCCACUACGAGGGUGUGAGGGCCUUGCUCUUAUGCCGUGUGUGCCUGGGCAACUUCCACUACACCUCGGAUCGCGAUCCAUCUGCCAUUGACAAGUACGCGAAGGGCGAGUGUGACAGUACGAUCGGCGACCGCACAAAAGCAGCGAACACUUACCGAGAGAUGGUCGUGUACGAUCGCGACCAGGUCUAUCCAGAAUACUUGGUCCUCUACGAGCGCCUGCACAAGGGCGUGCCUCCUCAGCUGCCGCCGAAAGAUGUGCCGUUCCUGCUAGAGCUGCCGUUGUAUUGGAGGAAUCUCGGCCGCAAUCCGUACAGAGAGAGCUUCCGAGAACACUGGUUGGUGAGGCCAAUGAUCCGCGAGCUCAUCCAGCGACUGGCCAACGGUUCACGUGGCUGCGACCGAGCAGCGCCCAAGGUGGUCCGGGCAAGGCGCAUCGAGGACUCAGUCCUUUGGUGUCGUUACAUUGACUGGAAGAGAUCUUUAGGCGCGAGUCUCAAGGCCAAGGGUGAACUCAAGUGUACACCUCCAAAUGAGCUGAGCGGAAGCCCGGAAUCCAGCUACGCGCUUACUGCACCGAUCUUGGCAGAGUUCCACGGCGGCGAAGUCAUCUCUGCGGAGAACAUGGCGCCGGGUUUGAACGAGAUGCUGUUGUGGCACGGCACCUCGCAAGAGGCAGCGGAGGCCAUCUCUGAGACAGGUUUCCGGGUCCAGACGAGCAGAGCGCAUGGUCGUCGUUUCGGCGAUGGGGUGUACCUCGCAGAGGACUUGAGCAAGAGCCUCAGCUACUGCACCUCAAGCUGUACUUCAAACGGCAACGUGAAAUAUGUCUUGCUCUGUCGAGCAGUCUGUGGCCACAUUCACUACACGGAGGAGAAGUAUCACCCCGAGGCUACGAGUGAAGCAGCAAAGCUGGGUAAGCAGUGCGUACUUGCGCAUCCAGACCGUUCUGCAAGAGAGUAUAUCGUCUUGAAGACGGCACAUGUGUAUCCGGAGUACAUCGUGGAGUUUGACGACUGA